AUGGCGGAAAAGAAGGUCAUUUUGCCAGAGGAGGGCAAAAAGAAUGUGCUCAUUACCUCUGCCCUACCCUACGUGAAUAACGUGCCUCACUUGGGCAAUGUCAUUGGAUCCGUCCUGUCCGCCGACGUCUUUUCUCGCUACAGCAAGGCGCGCGGCAACCCGACGCUGUUCAUCUGCGGCACCGACGAAUACGGCACGGCCACGGAAACCAAGGCGAUUGAGGAGAAGUGCACCCCGCAAGAGCUCUGUGACAAGUACAACAAGCUGCACAAGGAGGUCUACGACUGGUUCGAGAUCGACUUUGACCAUUUCGGCCGCACUCCUACCCAGCAGCAGACGGACAUUGCCCAGGACAUCUUCACCAAAUUGUACAAGAAUGGAUAUCUGGAGGAGCGAACGACGGUCCAGCCGUAUUGUGCCGAGCACAAGGGGUUUCUCGCAGAUCGCUUCGUCGAGGGCGAGUGCCCUCUCUGUGGAUAUGUCGAUGCGCGGGGGGAUCAGUGUGACAAGUGCGGCCAUCUCCUCGAACCUCUCGAUCUGAUCAAGCCGCGAUGCAAGCUCGACGGCGCCACCCCGGAAGCUCGUGAGACAAAGCACGUCUUCCUCCUCCUCGACAAGCUCGAGGAGCAAGUCGGCGCAUGGUCAAAGAAGAGCAGCAAGGAGGGCGCCUGGUCGGACAAUGGCACCAACAUCACAAAUGCAUGGAUCAAGGAGGGCCUCAAGCCUCGUGGAAUCACCCGUGAUCUCAAAUGGGGUACUGCCGUGCCUCUCGACGGGUAUGACGAGAAGGUUCUGUACGUCUGGUUCGAUGCCUGCAUUGGAUACGUCYCCAUCACCGCCAACUACACCGAGCACUGGAAGCAGUGGUGGCAAAAUCCUGAAAAUUGCGAGCUUUAUCAGUUCAUGGGGAAGGAUAAUGUGCCAUUUCAUACCGUCGUCUUUCCUGCAUCCCAGCUGGGUACAGGCGACAAGUGGACCAUGCUCAACACCCUCAGCACAACCGAAUACCUCAACUACGAACGCGGCAAGUUCUCCAAGAGCAGAGGCGUGGGUGUUUUCGGAACGAGUGCCAAGGCCACGGGCAUCGCACCGGAUGUCUGGCGGUACUUCCUCCUAUUGAGGAGACCUGAGACGAGCGAUACCGAGUUUGAAUGGGACGGCUUCAUCGCUGCCAACAACAAUGAGCUGGUCAACAAUUUUGGAAACUUCGUCAACCGUAUCUUGAAGUUUGUCGGAUCUGCCAACUACGACUCUGCUGUCCCCGCAUACCCAGAUGCCGGAUCGCUCGAUGCCGAAGUCGCAAAGGGUCUGGAGUCUCACAUCGAAGCCGUCAAUGCGAAGCUCCGUCAAUACCGCGAGGAGAUGGAUGCCGUGCAUUUGAAGUCCGGGUUGGUUUGCGCUCGCGAAAUUGCUUCUCUCGGCAACAAGCUCCUGCAGGACAACAAGAUCGACAACGCUCUCUUUAACAACGAGCGCGCGAGAUGUGACGCUGUUGUGAACCUUGCCGUCAAUCAUGUCCAUCUCCUGGCCAGUGUGAUCGCUCCUUAUCUUCCAGCGACCUCUCGUAGCAUACUUGAGCAGUUGCAGAUGGAGAUGCUCAUCAUCCCGGAUGCAUGGGAGGCCAAGAGUGUGACUGCUGGUCAUAAGAUUGGCAAAGCAGCUCACCUGUUCAAAACCAUCAAACCUGAAAAGGAGAAGGAGUGGAAGGAGAUGUUUGGUGGUGAUGAAUUGAAGCGAGUGAAGGAGGAAGAGGCUAAGAAGAAGGAGGCCAGAAAGGCUGACAAGGAGAAGAAAAAGGCUAAGAAGGCUGCAGAGAGGGCAGCUGCCCAGGGAGGGGAGAGCGUUGAGGGCGUCGAGAGGGACGGAGCUACUCAGGUGGAUGAAGUCACCGACGGCGUGAAGCAGGCAACAUUGCAGAGCUCCUAG
This is a messenger RNA of Ramularia collo-cygni, 1926 nucleotides long. RefSeq names its product probable methionyl-tRNA synthetase. Gene Ontology annotation, molecular function: ATP binding; methionine-tRNA ligase activity. Bases 1 to 1926 code for a protein of 641 amino acids. Gene Ontology annotation, biological process: methionyl-tRNA aminoacylation. The record is from RefSeq and is a predicted model, not a curated record. The transcript has a single exon. Gene Ontology annotation, cellular component: cytosol; aminoacyl-tRNA synthetase multienzyme complex. NCBI's taxonomy places the organism in Eukaryota, Fungi, Ascomycota, Dothideomycetes, Mycosphaerellales, Mycosphaerellaceae.